Messenger RNA from Fusarium redolens, 817 nucleotides. RefSeq lists its product as uncharacterized. Bases 47 to 655 code for a protein of 202 amino acids. Lineage: Eukaryota; Fungi; Ascomycota; Sordariomycetes; Hypocreales; Nectriaceae. The transcript has a single exon. The record is from RefSeq and is a predicted model, not a curated record.
AACAAUUUCAAUUUUACCACUUCUGACAUUUCCUAUAAUCGCAAUAAUGGCGACAGCUCUGGAUGCCGAGGCCUGGAAGAGCCUUGACACUCUCAUCCGCAAGGCAUUAAAAGAGCGUGAGACAUAUCGAACGGGAACUCAGAAUGGUCGUACUAGGACUGCGGCUUGGAAACCCAUCGCACAACUCCUCGCCAAGUUCCCCGAAGGUACAUUCACCAAAAACGAUCACAGAGACAUCAUCAAUAUUGAUCCAUAUGGCAAAGAAGUCCUGACUGCGCUGACAGAAGGUAUCUGGGCUUUCAGCCUAGGUCCUGUGUUGGACGAUUUGGACUGUCCCCAGACUGCCACUGAUCUCUACUCAUACUUUGGCCAGGAUCUAUACCAAGUAUGGUACCAUUCUGAGCCCAGGGAUAAAAACAUUUGGGCAGCCCUGUUCCGCGAGGUGACGAAUGACGCUGCCGAUGAUAAUCUGAUUACGAAGGAUACCGCGGUGCGACAUGGUCUGGUCAAUUCACCGCGGGCUGCUAUGGGAGCACAUGCUUGGGUUAUUACAAACUCUAUGACUGGUAAUGAUGAGCAUGAGAAGAGGAUUGUGAAUAGUGCGAGACAGUUUUGGGAGAAGAGAUGUGGUCCAUUUGUUGUGUCUCAGAAUUAGCCUAUGACCUUGGCAAAGAUUCCCAGCUUUGGAGAGCCUUCGAGGGAUAUAGCGAAGUUGGUCGGCAUUUAGUUUAUGGCUGCAUUGCUGACUGAACAAGUCCUGCUAUUGCUCUUUAUCGACGUCUCUUCUCUUUAUCGACGUCUCUUCUCUUUAUCGACG